AUGGCAAGGGACCUCAGCGCAGGACACGGCAUCCUCAGCCUAACAACCGGGGAUAAAAUAGCAGUAACACUCACAGACGACCCUGCAACUUCGUACCCUGGAUCAGUAAAAAGUGUGAGAGGACGCCAAGUCGAGAUAGCGAUUAGCCCAGACUUUUUCAUGUACUACAACCCGCAAGAUACCGUAAACAUCAGGAAGCGCCUAAACAGAUACCUGUUCCAGGCCGCACACCGGGCCAUAAGCCAAACAAACAGGGUCAUCACAAAUUUCCUUUUUCCCACACCACGCCCACAAGAACCUCAUUCAGACCACCCUGCCGUCACAAAAUGGUACAACCAUAACGUGGGCAAUAACCCAGAACAAUCCGAUGCAAUUACAAAAAUUUUGUACCAACACCCUAAUGCGGCACCAUAUUUAAUGUGGGGCCCACCAGGGGCAAGGAAAAGUAGCACCCUUGUCGAGGCGGCUACUCAAAUUUGGGCAAAGAACGACACGACCAAAAUCCUCAUUUGCUCACCCUCAAACGCCGCCGUCGACUCACUAGUUUACGCACUCUUAAAAAACAUUCCACCAACAGACAUCCUAAGAAUCUACCCUACCUCCAAGGACACGCAGGACAUCAAAAAAGAAAUCAAGCCGUGCGUGUUCUUGGACAGAAACGGACACAUCAAGCAACCCCCACGCGAAACAAUGAGAAAUCAUAACAUCAUUGCAACAACCCUCACAGGCACCGGAAAACUAAUUACAGCAGGUUUCGGUCUGACAAGCCACUUCAACCACGUAUUCAUGGAUGAAUGCGGACGAGCCACGGAACAGGACUCACUCGUUCCCAUUGCGGGACUAUCGCAAACGAAAGUUAAACCCAAAUUCAUUCUCGCAGGUGACCCCGCCCAACUUGGACCAAUCUCAACAUCCGCACUCGCCUCACGCAUCGGCUACGGCAUUUCUCUGUUAGAGCGCUUAGCAAAAUUACCAGCAUACCAACCACAUCCUAUUACAAAAAAAUAUAACCCAACAAUGAUUACAAAAUUAAGCAGAAACUUCAGAUCUCACCCCUCAAUUUUGACCACCCCCAACCAACUUUUUUACAACAAUGAACUCCGGGCUCACGGUCCUCAAAACAUCAUAAACCUUGCCUGCGGUUGGCGAAAAUUGCCGAGCAAGCACGUCCCUAUCAUAAUCGACCCCCACAACGAACUCGAGGUCGAAUCAAAGGAUAAUUACGGUUUCAGCAACCCUUAUGAAGCUCAAAUAGGUAGUACUCAACUACAUGCGCGGCAUAAUAGAUUCCCAUUUCAACGGACACUCAGUAACGCAACACGACAUAGGUAUCGCCACCCCUUACCGCAACCAAGUAAAUCUGCUGCAAGCAUACCUCCGCCAGUGGCCCAACAUAAAAAUAGCCACAAUAGAUGA
Messenger RNA from Bemisia tabaci, 1416 nucleotides. The record is from RefSeq and is a predicted model, not a curated record. NCBI's taxonomy places the organism in Eukaryota, Metazoa, Arthropoda, Insecta, Hemiptera, Aleyrodidae.